UUUUUCUCUUCUAUCUUGAAGGGUCAUUGGAGAUUUCCAGGUGGAAAAGAAAUACAAGGUUAUGCCUACAUCUUAACUCACCCAGGAACUCCAUCAGUUUUCUACGAUCAUAUUUUUUCUGAAUAUCAAUUUGAAAUAGCAACACUUAUCUCCAUCAGAAACCGGAACAAAAUCCACUGUCGGAGCACGGUUCAAAUAGUGAAGGCAGAGAGAGAUGUUUAUGCAGCAAUGAUUGACAAAAAGCUGGCAAUGAAAAUUGGACCAGGUCAUUACGAGCCUUCAAAUGGAUCCCGGAACUGGUCAUUAGCAGCUGAGGGAAGAGAUUACAAGAUCUGGGAAGCAUUAUAACAGAAAUCAAAACAGCUUUGUCUGCAUCCCAACCACGUUAAGUUUAUCAAAGAAUGCUUAUUGCAGAUUUCUUCCACAAACUAAAACGAUACUCUGAACACGUAGGAUGCUACAUUUAUUCAAAGUCGCCGUUUCUAUUUUGAUCGAGCUUUCUGCUUUUAAUAAGUGGCCCACACCAGAAUUUUGACAGAACUUAUGAUAAAAUGAGAGAUUGAUGUUUGAGGCAGGAGAAUAAAGUAGUAUAUGUUAGAAGAUCCGAGGGUUGGUUCAUAGUCCUCUUAAUCUCUUAUACACUAUAGAUUUAUAUAUAAUACAGUUGUAUAUAUACAUUGUAAUUAUAUUACAGUGCCUUGUAGAAACAAUUUAGCCAGAAAGUUAUAGUAGUGAAAGUUAAAGUAGUUGAAGAAA
Molecule: messenger RNA, 756 nt
Organism: Olea europaea var. sylvestris
Lineage: Eukaryota; Viridiplantae; Streptophyta; Magnoliopsida; Lamiales; Oleaceae
Product: alpha-amylase 3, chloroplastic-like
Exons: 2
Biological process (GO): carbohydrate metabolic process
Molecular function (GO): calcium ion binding; alpha-amylase activity
Source: RefSeq, a predicted model, not a curated record